Messenger RNA from Penicillium longicatenatum, 3219 nucleotides. RefSeq names its product HET domain-containing protein. The coding region runs from base 1 to 3219 and encodes 1072 amino acids. The record is from RefSeq and is a predicted model, not a curated record. NCBI's taxonomy places the organism in Eukaryota, Fungi, Ascomycota, Eurotiomycetes, Eurotiales, Aspergillaceae. The transcript is spliced from 3 exons.
AUGCCUGUCUACCCCUAUCCAAAGCUUCCGUCUAAGGGGACCACUACCCGCAUGAUUCGCCUUUUACCUCAAAAGGAAAAGAAGACCCAUAUCGAUUGCGAGCUGUUUACCUAUGACCUAUCAGAUACGGCUGAUCGAAAACACCGGUAUGAGGCGCUUUCAUACGUAUGGGGUAGUGGUAUGAAACCCCACUCGAUUCGUUUGAAUGGCUGCGAAUUCCCGGUGACAGAAAACCUCCACGCAGCUCUCUCCCAGCUUCGCGAUGUCAACUUUGAGAGAAUACUAUGGGUCGAUGCGAUCUGCAUCAACCAGGAGAACGAUGAGGAGAGAGCCCAGCAGAUCCAGAUCAUGCGCACCAUCUACGGGCAAGCCAAGUGUGUCAUCGUCUGGCUCGGAGAGGCCGCGAACGGUGGCGACCAGGCGCUUGAGAGCAUUCGCCAACUGGCAGAACAUAAUGAGCUAGAGGAAAGAGUGGCUAGUGCGCAGACACUGGAAACGAGCUAUGAUUUUUGUCGGCCAUUGCUACAGCGGGAUUGGUUUCGCCGGAUCUGGGUGCUUCAGGAGGUCGGGCUAGCGAGAUGUGUCUGCAUCGUGUGUGGUCCCAUCGAAGUCAACGGAUAUGCAUUCUGUGAAGGCCUCGGCCGAUUACCGCUUCCUGUUUCUGCGUGGGAGCGGAUGCGUCCUGUCAUCCAUCUUAUCAGAGGGGCCAUCUUUCGGCCACAGUAUCAGCUGCAUUCUCGCGGAGACUACUCAGUCGGUCAACUGAUGGACAUGUAUCGCUUCCAUGAUGCCACCGUACCGCAUGACAAGCUCUAUGCGUUACUGGGUCUGUGUUCCGAUGACCCCAAUGCACCUGGUUUGAAGCCCAACUAUCGCCUUCCGUGGCAUGAAGUCUUUGCGCAGGUCGUUGCCUACAUCCUCUCACGAGAUUGUGCCGUGGAGACCUGGCCCGAACAAGAUACAGCGGUCAUCAAGGGACAGGGGUGCAUUUUGGGUCAGAUUGAGGGAGUCGAAGACGGCAGCUCCGACAAUGGCCAACAACGCAUUGAUGUCUUCUUUACCAAAGCGGGCCAGGAAAUGGGUUAUGAAAGUAGGUGGGGAUCGCACUGGGUUGUCCAAGCUUCUCCGGUCUCGAUCCAAAAAGGCGAUAUCGUCGUCCUUUUGCGAGGAGCGGCAAUGCCCAGCAUCAUGAGGGUCUGCAGGGACCACUUUACGAUCAUCAUUAUCGCCGCGAAACCUCUACAGAGGAAAGACUUGGGGAAUCAGGAACCAGACGAUCCCCCGGGCACACGUGUCCUGGAGCAUCCUUUGCAUCACCUGCUUCUUACAUGGGAGUUAGCUCCCCCGGGCCAGGCAAAGACAGCGGCCAAGACCUCUCUGACAAAGUUGCCGAAAGAGAUCGCCCUCGAGGUAUUGAAGGUGAAAGAUUCCCCUGGCUCAGCAAUGGAACGCUUACUUCUUCAAAUCGCAUCCCACACCCCGAUUACUGAGAAUGUGGUGAAGGCGGUAGCAGGGACUACUGCGGGUUAUGCGUCCGACAUCAUGGAUAGCUUCUUCAAAUACCGCGGAGAGAGCCUAUCGAUUUCUGAAGAGGUAGUGAAGGCAGUAGCAGGGAAUACUGGAAAUCAUGCUCUUGAGAUGUUCAAGCUCUUACUCCGGUAUCGAGGGGAUCGUCUGUCAAUCUCCGAAAAAGUGGCCAAAGCAGCGGUAGCGAACAAAGGACCUGGGGCACCAAGGAUUGUCGAACUCCUACUUCGGGACCAACAGGACCUAUGUAUCUCUGAGGAGGUGGUCAAGGCAGCAGCAGGGAACCUUGGAACGCAUGGGCUGGAAAUUAUGGAGCUUCUCUUCCAAUACCGAGGGGUUGAUAUCCCAAUGUCUGAAGAUGUCGUCAAAGCAGCAGUCUCGGAGGAGAACAGAAAGUACGGACCUGAAUUACUUAACGUCCUUUUCCAGCACCAUGGAGACCGGCUGCCUGUGCCAGAAAGCGUGGUCAUGGCAGCAGCAGGAAACACAAAUUUUCACGUCGAUGAGAUUUUUGAGAUCCUCUUUCGAUAUCGGGGAGACAACCUGCCAAUGUCUGACAAUAUGGUCAACGCCAUAUUAGGGUUAAAUAACCGUCAAAGCCCUGACAUCAUGAGAGUUAUUCUUCAGCACCGGCAAGACAGCUUAACAAUCUCGGAAGACAUGAUGAAGGUGGUAGCAGGGAAAGAACUUUAUGGAGCAGGAUUGAUGAUGUUCUUCCUCGAAAGCCAAGGAGACAGCUUACCAAUCUCUGAAGCCGUCGUUAGGGCCGCUGCAGAGAACACCAGCUAUGAUGCCCAUGAGAUCAUGGAUGUUCUUCUUCGUUAUCGGGGAGAUCGUCUCUCAAUUCCGGAAGAUAUGGUCCAGUUACUCUUACGGAGUCAUGAGAGUAAUGCAGUUACAAAAUUGGACGUCAUCUUUCAGCACCGAGGGCGGAGUCUUUUAGUCUCUGAAGAGUUAGUUAAGACCGCGGCCGGAAAUACCGGCUAUAAUGGACACAAGAUCAUGGAUGUCGUUCUUCGACACCGUGGAAAGGACCUGCCCAUCUCUGAAGCGGCGGUCGAGGCAGCUGCAGCAAAUACUGGAAGAGCUGGUCCUGCAAUUAUCAAGCUCCUGUUUCAACACCAAGGAGAAAGCCUACCAAUUACCGAGGCUAUAGUGAAGGCAGCCGCAGGGAACCCUGAAAGAGGUGGUCCUGCAAUUAUCGAGCUCCUGUUUCAACACCAAGGAGAAAGCCUACCGAUUACCGAGGCUAUAGUGAAGGCAGCCGCAGGGAACACUGGUUUCAAUCAGGGCAAGAUUAUGGAUGCUCUCUUACGACACCGGGGAGAAAGCGUACCGAUCUCUGAAGACGUGGUCAAGGCCACCAUUAUGAACCCAAGCCCUAACAGCGUCAAUAAUAUGAAAAUCCUUCUUCAGCAUCGGGGAGACAGCCUACCAAUCUCUGAAGAUGUCGCCAAGUUGGCCGCAGGAACUGAACCGUAUCAUGGGCUACUAAUUUUCGAGCUUUUCCUCAAGCAUCUAGGGGACAGAGUACCUAUCACCGAGGAUGUGAUCAAAGCAGCUGAAUCAUCAGAGAUCAUAGAUUUCGUCUGUGGCUUUAUGCAGCUCUUCUUGCGGUACCGCGGCGAGAGCAUACGGCCUCUCUUGAAAUCAGUGGUCACGUACCCUUCGGCACGUUGGACGCUAGGCUGA